Messenger RNA from Syngnathoides biaculeatus (alligator pipefish), 3567 nucleotides. It is a transcript of the gene pcyt1ba, whose product is annotated as phosphate cytidylyltransferase 1B, choline a. The transcript is spliced from 8 exons. Gene Ontology annotation, biological process: CDP-choline pathway. The record is from RefSeq and is a predicted model, not a curated record. Bases 158 to 1240 code for a protein of 360 amino acids. Gene Ontology annotation, molecular function: phosphatidylcholine binding; choline-phosphate cytidylyltransferase activity. NCBI's taxonomy places the organism in Eukaryota, Metazoa, Chordata, Actinopteri, Syngnathiformes, Syngnathidae.
AUAAUGUUUAUGAUGCAACAGAUGCGUGCAUUUACUCGAACACAAAACAGCAAGCUUGUGCAUAGCCCCAUUAAAGCAAACGUAGUUAAAGGCUAAACAUCUGUUUCCAAGAUACAGUACUGGCCAAAUUUGGACUUUGGCAGGCUUUUUGGACGCUAUGGUGAAAGAACGACGCACCCCUGCACGAUGUUGUGCAUAUGCAACACGUCGUCGGCAAAGAAGAGGAACUUCCAAGAUGCUGACAGAGCCUGCCAUCUUUGCCAGAGAGACCAGCUGCGAUUGCCGCGCCCCUCACGAGAAGCUCACCAUCGCUCAGGCCCGCAGAGGCACCCCAGUGGACCGUCCAGUGAGAGUGUACGCUGAUGGCAUCUUCGACCUGUUUCACUCGGGCCACGCUCGUGCUCUCAUGCAGGCCAAAAAUCUUUUCCCCAACACCUACCUCAUUGUGGGAGUGUGCAGCGAUGAGCUGACCCAUAAGUACAAGGGCUUCACCGUCAUGACUGAGGCAGAACGAUACGAAGCGCUCCGACACUGCCGCUACGUCGAUGAGGUGCUCAGGGAUGCUCCCUGGACGCUCACGCCCAAAUUUCUGGAGCAACACAAGAUCGAUUUUGUGGCUCACGAUGAUAUCCCGUACUCCUCGGCAGGGAGUGAGGACGUCUACAAACACAUCAAGGAGGCAGGAAUGUUUGUGCCUACUCAACGCACCGAGGGAAUUUCCACGUCAGACAUUAUCACCAGAAUUGUCCGGGACUACGACGUCUACGCCCGCCGUAACCUCCAACGUGGCUACACGGCCAAGGAGCUCAAUGUCAGCUACAUCAAUGAAAAGAAGUACCGGCUGCAGAAUCAAGUGGACCGGAUGAAAGAGAAGGUUCGCAACGUUGAGGAGAAGAGCAAACAUUUUGUUUACCGUGUGGAGGAAAAGAGUCACGACCUCAUUCAGAAGUGGGAAGAAAAAUCCAGAGAGUUUAUCGGCAACUUUCUGGAACUUUUCGGACCUGAUGGUACUUGGAAGCAGGUUUUUCAGGAGCGCAGUGGACGAAUGCUCUCGUAUGCUCUGUCUCCCCGAGAGUCUCCCUGCAAUAGCCCUCCACGUGAACUGUCUCCCCUGCGCUCGCCUUCGCCGCCAUCCCCGCCCGCCCGCUGGCACAGCGCGCGGCCUUCGCCGCCAACCUCCCCCAAAGGAGCAUCCGCCUCCAUCAGCAGCAUGAGUGAAGGCGACGAGGAUGAGAAGUAGACGGGCGGCAGAGGCUCUCCCACGUGCACACGCGAUUCACAGAUCACUGCCUGAGAACUCAUCACGUGUGCCCACGAACAGUUCCCACACAAACACUGGAUGGAUACCAAAAACAUUUUACCUCAAGGAAAACAGCAAAGCAUACUGAGGCGGUGGGAUUUCUGUGCAUGGGAGGUUUGUUUUGCUGAGUAGAAAAGCCAUUACAGGGUGGAAGAUGACUGUUCAUGAUUCCAGUAUCACAUAUUUCAAAGAAAAAAAUUGUAAUCAUGGAACUUCCACAGCUUUGUGAAGCCACCAACUUGUUUUUGUCCCCUUUUUUCUUUUUAGUACAGCCAUUUGUUCACAAGAGAAAAGUUCAUGUAUGAUAUUCAGGGCUUGAACCCCACAGUGUACUACUACAUGUGAACUGACUAGAACCGCUAAAUUCCCAGGAAAAAUUCAAGUCUGCAGAAGAUCCAUUUCAGUUAAUCACUCACAAUACGUCACUCUUGCUGAAUAACAACCACAAAUUUGGCAUUUGGCAAAAACAGGUGUAGCAUUUGAAAUGAGUAAAGGAAUGAAAUUAGAUUGUUUUCACGUUAGAAAAAUUUGCAUAACUCAUCAAAAAGCCUAAAGGGUAUAAGCUGUGAUUCUCAACUGGUGGUUCAGGACGUAAAAGUGAGCCGUGGAAGUCUAGAAAACAAUUCCAUGUAUUCAGAAAUAUUUCUGUCAGUACAGUACAGAGGGGUACCAAGUUCCCGCAUGGAAGAUAUGCUAAGGAACAGGAAAUGUUCUCGUUUGUACUCUUUAGUCGAUUCAAUAGUUUACUCUGUAAACAAAUAGUGUAGCUCAGCCUCUGACUAGCAGGCGUCAUGGCUAGCAAUACGCUUUUGGCGGUAUGUCAUACUCAUUUGAAACGGUGCUUAAAAAAGAUAAGUCACUGUAAAUGUUUUCAGAGAUGAUUUUUUUCAACAAAGAGUGCUUUAUUGUUGGCGACAUGGAUAAAAGUGGAUCAAAAUUUUGCAAGUCGGAAAACGUGGGUCCCAGGGUGACAACCGUUAAGAACCACUGAGCUGGAUGUUGUAACUGAUUUCACAAAGUUUUAGAAAUUUCCAAUAUUCCAAAUCCAUGUGUGACAUGUUAGGGCAGUACUGUGCAGUACUCCAGCAGCAGCCAAACAAGUGCAACCCUGCAGAAACCGCUUUCCUCAAUGUCCAAAUCUGCUUUAUAAUUGGUGUUUUGGCUUGAAAAUGCACACUAGCCACUCAUGUUUGAGUAGAUUCUAACACACAUUGCUUUUUCAUCGCUAAUCCAUCCAUCCAUAAUCUACAGCUAUUCCGUGUCGGGUCACGGGGGAAGUAGCUUCAGCAGGGAUACCCAGACUUCCCUUUCCCCAGCCACUUCUUCCAGCACUUCCGGAGAGAUCCUGAGGCGUUCCCAAGCCAGCCAAGAGACAUAGUCCCUCCAGCGUAUCCUGGGUCAUCCUCGGAGUUUCUUUCAGGUGGGACAAGCUCGGAACACCUCACCAGGGAGGCGUCCAGAGGCAUCUGAAUCAGAUGCCCCAGCCACCUCAUCUGGUUCCUCUCAAUGCGGAGCAGCAGCGGCUCAACAAUGAGCCCCUCUUGGAUGACCAAGCUUCUCACCCUUUCUCUAAGGGAGAGCCCGGACACCCUGAGGAGGAAACUCAUUUCGGCCGCUAAUCAUCACUAAUCAUUUUUACUAAACUCAUGGUCAAUUUUUUUGAAACACUGUAAAAACACAUGUAUGAAAAAAGUAACGUAUGUACAAGUCAGGCCUAGACAUUGAAAGUAUUUUAAAAGAGUUUGAAAGCGACAAACAGGAACUAUAAGGGAGAAGAGGAAGGUGGGGAAUAUGUUAGUAAAUUACGCACUCGUACGUGAUCUUCAUAAAGCACUUCAUGAUUGUUUCAUUUCACAAAACUACCUUCUUAAAAUGACACAUUUAAGUCAUUGAAUCUCUUCUCCAAUUAAUAUCUGACUUUGAUAUGUGUUAUUUUAAACAGACCAUAAUUAAUGAAUAAUACAAGCAAUACUGUAAUGCGUCGGUGGAACCACUUAGUUUGAAUUUCUUGAACGUAAAAAGAGCUACCCUGUCGCAUUCUCAUCCAUCUUAGCUUGAUUUGUUCUGUAGAAAAGCCAUAAAUCUUGACAUUUCUCAAAAUGUUCCAGCAAUACAAAUCUUUCAAGGCUGAUUUGGGCCUUUACUGAGAAGAAUGAUGAUACUUUCAAUCAAAACUCACUUGUGGAUGUAAACAGUCAUUGUGAAACCUGUGAGAUGCAAAGUAUAUGUUUUGGGAAUGUAUGUCUUCUUUAUCUUUUUUAUGAUAA